Molecule: messenger RNA, 2396 nt
Organism: Pangasianodon hypophthalmus (striped catfish)
Lineage: Eukaryota; Metazoa; Chordata; Actinopteri; Siluriformes; Pangasiidae
Product: WD repeat-containing protein 70
Exons: 18
Coding region: 76-2040 (654 amino acids)
Biological process (GO): regulation of DNA double-strand break processing
Cellular component (GO): nucleus; site of double-strand break
Molecular function (GO): protein binding
Source: RefSeq, a predicted model, not a curated record
GGUUACCGGCUUUUAUUUUGACAGCUAGCACAGACGUGACCCGGAAGUGAUCUUUAAUGUUGAUACUCGAGAAAAAUGGCGGCACAGAGAGAUAGUGAUGAAAAGAAAGGUGAUGGAGAGGAUGUGUCCUCAGUUAUGGGCUUCUCUGGUUUUGGUAGAAAAGCUCGGACCUUCGACUUGGAGGCUAUUUUCGAGCAGACUCGGAGGACGGCCAUUGAAAGGAGUCAGCGGGUUUUAGAAGACCGUCAGCAGCCGGAGUCUCAGGGUUCAGGUCCCAGUGCUGCCUCCUCCAGGACGUCUGCCUCCAGCCAAAAACAAAGAGCGUCUGCUUCCACUUCCAGGAAGAAGGAGAGUGACGACAGCAGUGACAGCAGUGACUCUGAGCUCAUUGGUCCUCCUCCUCCUCUUCCUCCAUCCGCUCUCUCUGCACAGGCUGAUGAUGAUGAUGAUGAUGAUGAGCCGAUUGGACCUCCGCUCCCACCAGGCUUCAGCCGCACCUCAGCUGAUGAUGAUGAUGAUGAUGAUGAUGAUGAUGAUGAUGACGACCCCAUGGCAGAGGAGGAUGAUGACCCAGUAAAGAAGAUUCCAGACACUCAUGAGAUCACGCUUCAGCAUGGUACAAAGACAGUCUCAGCACUGGGUCUCGACCCAUCUGGCGCUCGGCUGGUCACUGGUGGCUACGACUACGACGUCAAGUUCUGGGACUUUGCCGGGAUGGAUGCAGCGCUGCAGGCUUUCAGGUCCCUACAGCCUUGUGAAUGUCACCAGAUCAAAUCCUUGCAGUAUAGCAUAACCGGUGAUGUGAUCCUGGUGGUGGCAGGAAACUCCCAAGCAAAAGUCCUGGAUCGGGAUGGAUUCCAAGUCCUAGAGUGCAUCAAAGGGGACCAGUAUAUUGUGGACAUGGCCAAUACCAAGGGACACACGGCCAUGCUGAACAGCGGCUGCUGGCACCCCAAGAUCAAAGAGGAGUUCCUCACCUGCUCCAACGACGGAACUGUGCGGACCUGGGACCUGAACAACGACAAGAAGCACAAGUCUGUAUUCAAGCCUCGAUCAAUGCAGGGCAAGAGAGUAACCCCCACCUGCUGCACCUACAGUCGAGAUGGCAAGCUGAUCGCUGCAGGCUGCCAGGAUGGUACCAUCCAGAUCUGGGACAGAAACUUAAGCGUUCAUACCAAGUUCCAUUGCCGGCAAGCCCAUGCUGUCGGCUCGGACACAUCUUGCCUCACCUUCUCCUAUGAUGGAACCACGCUGGCUUCACGAGGAGGGGAUGACACUCUAAAGACAUGGGACAUUCGCAACUUCAAGAAGCCUCUCAAUGUUGCCACGGGGUUGUGCUCAUACUUCCCAAUGACAGACUGCUGCUUCAGUCCUGAUGAUAAACUCCUGGUGACGGGUACUUCAGUGAAGCGAGACCAAGGGAACGGCAAACUGGUCUUCUUUGACAGAGAGUCCUUCAAGAAAGUAUACGAGAUCGAGGUGGCUAGUGCGAGUGUGGUCCGCUGUCUCUGGCAUCCGAAGCUGAACCAGAUCAUGGUCGGGACGGGGAACGGCCUGGCCAAAGUCUACUACGACCCAGUCAGGAGCCAGAGGGGUGCCAAACUUUGUGUGGUGAAGAGCAAGAGGAAGGAGAAGCAGGCUGAGACGCUGACGCAGGACUACAUCAUCACCCCCCACGCUUUGCCAAUGUUCCGCGAGGCCAGACAGCGCAGCACCAAGAAGCAGCUGGAAAAAGACCGACUGGACCCUGUGAAAUCCCACAAGCCCGAGCCGCCCGUGUCCGGCCCAGGCAGGGGGGGUCGCGUGGCAGCCCACGGAGGCACCCUGUCAUCCUACAUCGUGAAGAACAUCGCUCUGGACAAGACAGACGACAGCAACCCCCGCGAGGCCAUCCUGCGCCACGCCAAAGAGGCCGCAGAGAACCCCUUCUGGGUCGCUCCUGCGUACAAAAUGACUCAGCCCGAUCCCUUGUUUGCGGAGGAAGAAUCCGAGGAUGAGGAGGCCAGCAAGGAGCCCGAGUGGAAGAAACGCAAGAUCUGAAAACUGCUUUACUCUCCUGAAAUCGGUGGAGUUACCACCAUGUGUAUAUUUUGCCAUAACCAUGUUCAGGACUUCAUCACUUGUUUUAGUGUGUGUUUGUGUGGUAUGAAAGAGAGAAAGAAAUUGAAUGAGUGAGAGAGAGAGAGAGAGAGAGAGCGACAGCAUCAGCAUCAUGCAGUGCUCAUGUGUAACUGAUUUUCAUACUAGGUAGAAGUACUGAAUGUACAGAAUGUUGGUUUGGAUACAUUUUUGUAGUAGUUUGGUUUUAAAGAUUUUCACUUCGUAUUUUUGUUUCAUGUUGCAAAAUAAACACGCAGCGUGUGUGGUCAGUGCACGCGUUUGUAUUGGGAAAAGCA